ACACGGAGCUUCGAGCAUCUGGUCGUCGUCAUCAUCAUCAUCAUCACCAUCAUCAUCAGCGGCGGCAGCAGCAGCAGCAGCUCUUCCUGCUCACUCAGAUGUGACUCAACCAGAGUGAGAAGAGAGCUGCUUCUCCUCAGAGGACGUCUUUGAGACUUUUCUCUCUCAGCAGCGGGACAAGCUGAUAUUUUUCCUCGUGUGCCGGUGACGCGCGCCGCUGGAUGGAUUGUCUGUGAGGGUUUGGCCGGGGGAAAAAGAGAAAAAGAGAGAAAGGCAGGCGAGGAGAAAACUUUGGAGAAGUUUGCUCGAGCCCUGCGCGGCUGAUCUGGAUGUGAACAGACCCGCGGUCCGCUUUGGAAGAACCGAGUCUCACUCGGGCUGGUUUCUGGAGCUCGCGCGCUCUGCACGCACGGAUCUUUUUUCUGCUCGGUUGUUGAUUUCUUCUCUUUCUUCUCAUCAGCCACUCCGUUUUUUCUUCUUCUUCCAAAAGUAGUUUUUUCUUCUUCUUCCUUUAACGCUUGCGUCAUGACUUCUAGCUAUGCACAUGGAAUGGACAGGCAAACCUCGCUAUCAAACCGGCUGGAGAGUCCGAUCACGUCGAACCUGGACAACCUGCAAGCCAAGAAGAACUUCUCGGUCAGCCACCUGUUGGAUCUGGAAGAAGCCGGGGAAAUGGCCGGCACUCAGGCGGACGAGAGCGUCGGGGAGGCGGGGAGGAGUAUGCUGGAGUCCCCGGGGCUGACGAGCGGGAGCGACACGACCCAGCAGGAGAAUGAACAGAUGAACACGGAGGAGAAGAAGAAGAGGAAGCAGCGCAGGAACAGGACCACCUUCAACAGCAGCCAGCUCCAGGCUCUGGAGAGAGUGUUUGAGAGGACACACUACCCCGACGCCUUCGUCAGAGAGGACCUGGCCCGCCGGGUCAACCUCACCGAGGCCAGAGUCCAGGUCUGGUUUCAGAACAGGAGAGCUAAAUUCCGCAGGAACGAGCGCGCCAUGCUGGCCAGCAAAAACGCCUCGCUCCUCAAAUCGUACUCGGGCGACGUGACGGCGGUGGAGCAGCCGAUCGUCCCGCGCCCGGCGCCACGCCCAAACGACUACCUGUCCUGGGGCAGCGCCGCCCCCUACAGUCCCAUCGCUCCCCUCUGUCAGCAUGAGCAGGGCGGGACCAGAUCCUGUGACCCUCCUGACGAGCUGGUAUCCGAUGCCGGAAGGAGGGCCAGUGCGAGUGCCACAGAAAAUGCUGCCCUCAGAGAACAACUGCGGCUCAUGCUGAGCUUCAGCUCGCUGUCAGCCACAGGUGAUGUAACCUUCCCCCCCCCUCCUCUUGUCUCGCAGCGCCGUGGCCACCUACCCGCCCACCUGCUCCAACACCAACACGUCCCAGGGCAUGAACAUGGCCAACAGCAUCGCCAACCUGCGGCUCAAAGCCAAGGAGUACAGCUUGAACCAGGUGCCCACGGUGAACUGAGAGGAGGAGGAGGAGGAGGAGGAGGAGGAGCGGCUUGGGACUGGCGCAGGAGGGGAGGGGAACCUCCCUGCCGCUGGACCCCCGCGGACGGACACCGUCUCUGGGUUGAGCAUCAUCUUACAUACCCUGGAUCAUGAGGGCCCUCCCACACCCCCCCACCCAUCCCUUUUUUGGAGCAGCCUCGAUGGCGAUACAAAACCUAUAUGCAAAUUGUUGGACACCGAGUGAUGGCAGGAUUUCCACCUGAAUCGCCUUUCUACAUUUUUUUUAUUAUUCUCCUGAGCAUCACCAAACUCUCAUUUGUACAAAAAAAAAAGACACCAAGACUGGAUGCUAUAGUCGCAUAUCUGCAUAGUUUUACAUUUGUGAUGUGGAGGGAGAGUUUUUUUAAAGAUCUUUUUGUUUUCAAUCAGAGAACUUGUUCUCGACGGAGACCCAUGUACGGACUACGUGGAAUUCCCUUCGUCCCUUCGGCUGUGGUGUUGGAUAAAAAUGCAGACCACAUUUGGGAUCGACACUCUUUUAAAACAACAAUCAACCGAUAAGGACAUCCUCUGACAUUUAUGCAAUUCUUUUAAUUAAGAGAGAGUUUUGCCUCUCCACAUUUCUUUCCAUGUUAUACCACUGACGAGCAAACAUUUCCAACGCAUUUUGAUUUUCAUGUAAUAGUCCAAUAUAAAGGAGAGGCUAAUGUAUUUCUGAAUCCAAAACCAUCUCUUAAUUUCCUAUGAUAUCCUUUAUUUGUAACAGAAUAAAAAACGUGUAUAUUAAUAAAAAAUGCAUUUCAAGCAAUGCAAUGCCA
This is a messenger RNA of Pseudoliparis swirei, 2273 nucleotides long. It is a transcript of the gene prrx1b, whose product is annotated as paired related homeobox 1b. The record is from RefSeq and is a predicted model, not a curated record. Lineage: Eukaryota; Metazoa; Chordata; Actinopteri; Perciformes; Liparidae. Bases 526 to 1608 code for a protein of 360 amino acids. The transcript has 6 exons. Gene Ontology annotation, molecular function: DNA-binding transcription factor activity, RNA polymerase II-specific; DNA binding. Gene Ontology annotation, biological process: regulation of DNA-templated transcription.